This is a messenger RNA of Adineta ricciae, 2241 nucleotides long. NCBI's taxonomy places the organism in Eukaryota, Metazoa, Rotifera, Eurotatoria, Adinetida, Adinetidae. The record is from the annotation of a GenBank genome assembly.
AUGGAUAUCUACCAAUCAAUUCAGUUUCUCUUUAUUGUUAUCUUUUAUUAUUCUAUUGGUGUGAAUACAAUUUCAUCUUUAUCCGGCAAACAAAGUAUCACUCUUUCCCAGACCAACCUGACCAAUUUAGCCGAUAAUUCUUUAUUCACUACAUGGAGACCAGUUUAUCAUUUUGCUUCGCCAAAUUCCUGGAUGAAUGAUCCUUGCGGACCAUAUUACAACCCCAAAACACAAACUUAUCAUUUGUAUUAUCAGGUUCAGCCUGGUUAUGUCGAAUGGGGAAAUAUUUCAUGGGGUCAUGCUAAAUCGAGAGAUAUGAUCUUUUGGGAUGAUGUUAUAUCAUGGCAAGGAUAUAAUUAUGUUGCUCUUGCGCCAGGUAUUGGCAAUAAUCAAAGUGUUUUAGGUGUUUUCACUGGUGCUACAUUACCUGUUUCACCUACUGGUGAUACAACAAAUGGAACUGUAACCGUCAUUUAUACAAGUGUAAAAUACCUACCGAUCAGCUGGAAUGGUUAUUACAAACAAGGUAGUGAAACACAAUCAUUAGCAGUUUCAUACGAUGAUGGAAUAACUUAUCAACAGUAUGCAAAUAAUCCAAUUCUCGUUUCUCCACCUAAUGGAUGGAAUAUUACCGGGUGGAGAGAUCCGAAAUUCGAACAAAUGCCACAAAUAGAUAUGAUUCUAUAUGGAUCAAAUGAAAACAAUUAUUAUUUGACAAUUUCGUCAGGCAUCCGAGGUGUUGGUCCACGACUUUUACUUUAUCAAGCAUCCCCUACCAAUUUAACGAAUUGGACAUAUUUAGGACCUCUCGUUUCUGUUGCUGGCAAUUAUACAUUGAAUGAAAUUUGGUCAGGUUCUCUUGGUUAUAAUUUUGAAGUAUCAAAUGCGUUCUCACUUCUUGAAAAAUACGCUGAUGGCGGUGAUAAUCAGACUGUACAUCUUUUUGUAUCACUUGGUACCGAAGGAGGUAAUACAACGUUGCAUCAAUCUAAUCAUUGGUCUGUAUGGAUUGAAGGAAAUCUAAAUAAUGCAAAUAAUUCAAAUAUUACUAUGAAUAUUAUUGCAAAUGGUGUUAGUGAUUGGGGUGAUGCAUAUGCAUUUAAUUCAUUCUAUGAUCCAGUAGGAGAUCGAAGAAUAUUCUAUGGAUGGGUAAUGGAGGCAAACAAUGGCUAUGGAGAACGAGCUUUUGGUUAUAAUGGACAAUUGACUCUUCCUAGAGAAGUCUUUGUUCAAGUAUACAAGAACGUUGUUAAUGUUAAUGGCACUUUUUCACAAGGAGGGCCAUGGACUAUUGUACCAAAUGACAAUGGAACAUGUACAUUUAAAACUCUUGGUGUUAGACCAAUUAAAGAAACAAUUAAUCUUCGACAAAAUAGUACUGCAACAACAUUUACUACUCAAACAUUUAAUCAAAUGACGAAUUUUACAUCCAUGAAUAUAACAUCAUCUAAUUUUGAGUUAGUGGCAACUAUGAAUAUCUCUCAAAAUGCGACUGCUGGUUUUGUUUUUCGAAGAUCAUCGGAUGGACAAGAAUAUACAACUCUUAUCUAUGAUCCUGUUUCACAAUAUUUAAUUCUUGAUCGAACUUAUUCUUCUUUGAUAACACAGUUUACCAAGACUAAUAUAUACGCAAAGCAUGGCCUACUUACAACUAAGAUCAAUGUCAAUCAAUCACAAAUGGAAAAUUUAUAUUUACAUAUUUUCGUUGAUAAUUCACUUGUAGAAAUUUAUGCAAAUGAACGCACAGUUAUAUCUACACACAUAUAUCCGACAUUAUCCGAUUCUCUUGGUUUAGGAUAUAUUGUUGGUGGAAAUGUUGGNAUAACACAGUUUACCAAGACUAAUAUAUACGCAAAGCAUGGUCUACUUACAACUAUGAUCAAUGUCAAUCAAUCACAAAUGGAAAAUUUAUAUUUACAUAUUUUCGUUGAUAAUUCACUUGUAGAAAUUUAUGCAAAUGAACGCACAGUUAUAUCUACACACAUAUAUCCGACAUUAUCCGAUUCUCAGGGUUUAGGAUAUAUUGUUGGUGGAAAUGUUGGAUCUGUUACAUUUAGUAAUGUAUCAGUCUGGUCAAAUUUACAAAAUGCAUUUCCAAACAGACCAAUAAAUAGCUCGAUAGCUUUAGUUAGCAUUUCAAAUACUGUAACUCCUAUUAGUAGAGGCGCUACAUCGACAAAUCGUUUCUGUUUCGUUUACUAUAUAAUGUACGUUCUUUUUGUGUUUUUUAUCUGCUUGUGA